Mizuhopecten yessoensis (Yesso scallop) is the source of this 3854-nucleotide messenger RNA. Its product is annotated as GRIP1-associated protein 1-like. Gene Ontology annotation, cellular component: glutamatergic synapse; postsynaptic recycling endosome; extrinsic component of postsynaptic early endosome membrane. NCBI's taxonomy places the organism in Eukaryota, Metazoa, Mollusca, Bivalvia, Pectinida, Pectinidae. Bases 19 to 2577 code for a protein of 852 amino acids. Gene Ontology annotation, biological process: neurotransmitter receptor transport, endosome to postsynaptic membrane; regulation of recycling endosome localization within postsynapse; regulation of modification of synaptic structure. The record is from RefSeq and is a predicted model, not a curated record. The transcript is spliced from 29 exons.
AACAUUGACAAUUCCAAGAUGGCGUCCUCCUUGUCGGAGGAGGAGUUCCAUCGGAUGCAGCUUCAACUUAUAGAUUUAAGAACAGUUAAUUAUGAACUGGAAGGAAAAUGCAAGAAGCAAGAAAGAGAAAUCUCAAUAGGGGUUGAAAAAACAGACCAACUAGCAAAGGAUUUACAGAAGGCAAAUAAGGCUAUACAGAAAAGCAAGAAAGCAAAGGAUGUGGAGAUCCUCCUCCAGGAGAAUGAUACCCUACAGAGGAAGCUGGAGAGCCAGGAAGAUGACUUCCGUCUACAGAAUGAGACGCUCAUGGCAGAGCUGACCACACUAGUGGCAGCUAAUGAAGACCUAGAGAAGAAGGUGAAAUCUGGUAGAGGACCAGAUGUUGCUGACAGUUUAAAUGCCUCUACAAUCUCCGAAACUGAUGAUGAGAUUCGUCACCUCAAGGCACAGAAUGCUGCAUUACAGAAAAAUCUGACAGCGUACAAAGAGAAGUAUGAGAGACAAAUGGCUUUACUGUCUCCCCCCAGUUCUCCUGAAAAAUCGUCUGAGCAGUCGGAUGCAGAAAGUCAACCCAUGAUCAGGGAGGAUCCUAGUGAGGGAACUGUUCAGCAGGAUGGAAUGUCGCCUCAGAAGCCAGCAGAGAACAAGCCUCCAGUGAACCAUAUGUCUGUGACAGGGGACCUCUCCAGUGAGAUUAAUGAUUUGAUGUUGAAUUUAGAUACAGAAAUGGAAGAGAAGAGAAUACUGAAAGAUCAGUUGACAAAUCUGGAGAAAAAUUUCAAAGAAAAAAUAUCUGCAAAGCAAGAUGAACUAGAUAAGCUAUCUGAGAAACUAAAGAAGAAACAAGAGAGCUACAAUCAGCUACAAGUAGAAAAGGAACAGCUGUUUAGAGAACUAAGUAACAAGACAGAAGAGUUUCAGAGUGCUCGAGACAGGGACCAAAAAUAUUACACAGACCAGGUGUCACGGCACCAACAGGACGCCGAAAAACUCAAACAGGCAUUAGAUGAGAAAGAGAAAUCAUCACAUAACACCAUCGCAGGUCUUCAGAGGAGAAUGGCCUCUCUACAACAGCAGGUUGAUGCUGCCAGCAUAGUAGGUAACCAACAGCUACAAGAGGAGACAACCAAGCACCGACAACAGAUUGAGGGACUGCUAGCUCAGGUGGCAUCCUUACAACAGUCGGGAGAUGACCUUACAGUUCAAUUAGAGGCCAGUAAACAGGCCUGUCAGGAGACACUGGAGCAGUUAUACGCGGUACAGAAGGACCGGGACACUCGUAUCCAGGAGUGGCAGGAGGCCAACAAGAUUGCAGAGAAGAGGAAGAGCAUGCUGGAUGAGCUGGCUAAUACAUACCAAAGAGAUAAUGCCAGCCACCAGGACAAGCUGAGACAACAGGAAGAGGCUCACGAUACUGAGAUCACAGCACUUCAGGCAAAGCUGGUCACAGAACAGGGACAGAGUGCAGAGUGUGUGAAGUUACGUCAGCAGGUGGAUGAGCUCAAGGCUCAGAAUCAGUCUGUGGAGGAAGCCAAGGGCUGGCUAGAAAGGCGCCUACAGCAAAGUGAGCAAUCUUUGAAGGAAAAGGAGGAGGAGAAUACUGCUACAUUAAGUCAUGUGGAGGCUGAACAUGCAUCUGUCCUGACACAUCUCCGAGAGGAGAACCAGGAACAGCUGGAUAGCCUUAAGGAGAAAUACAAGGAAACUUACAAGCUGAGCUGUGAUAAAGAGGAAUCUCUUAAAGCUGAACUCAACACGUAUGAGAAGGAAAUCAACCAAUUAAAACAAGAAAUCGCAGAUAGUGUUGAUGACAGGAAAAUACAUGAGAAAAAAGGAUUAACGAUGCUCAAAGAUCUGAAGAGGCAACUCCACUCAGAAAGAAAACGUGCCGAGAAGUUACAAGAUAAACUGCAAGAAACCUUGUCAGAAAGUCAGCAGGGAAAAACCAUGGAGGAUAUGUUUGGCUCGUUUGAUGGCGACACUUCACUCAGGGAAGACAGGAGUUCUGUGUCUUCCUGGAGCGUGGGAGCCAGCCUCCCUAAAGACUUAAGUAAUACAAGUGGACCUCAGUCCCCAGACCGACUACAGAGCCCACUAGGGGAUUUUGAACAUGAGCACAAUGACCUGGUGUCCAGGCUAGCUGAACUACAGCAGGAGAAGUGGAAUAUGGAGGAAAAGUUAUCUCACCUAGAGAUGAGUACAGGAGCUAUGGCGGAAGAUCUUAUCACCAAAACAAAAAUCAUUGAACACUAUGUCAUGGAUAGCCGAACAGAUCCCAAACCACACAGUGCUAGCCAUGAGGACAAGCUCACAUUGAAAAAAGUACUGGACCUUGUUAACAGGUCUGAUGAACAAGGGCUGAAGGAGAUGAACAGAAAGUUACAACGCAUGCUGGAGGAAACCCUCACUAAGAACAUGCACCUCCAAAAGGAUCUGGAGAUGCUAUCAGAAGAGGUUGUCCGAUUAAGCAAGGUUCAGCACACCGGUACUCAAGAAGUUGGACAGGAUGGAAGCCAGCAAAAAAACACAUCUGAAGAAACUGUUACCAUGGAAAUGAAAAUUACCCAAGCCACAUGACACAAAACACCUGGAGAGACGGACUAUUUAAAAUAGCAUUUGUCUUGAUGUUGCUACGGUAAAUGACUGAAAGGACACUAGAGAAGGGUGUACCAGACACUUCACCAUCUCAGUGUUUCCCCUAACCUCGACACGACAUCACGGCACUGUGCCAUCCAUCUAAACUGGGUUCGCCAUGGUUGCGAGAUCGCAAUGGCCAUGUUGAUGACAAGGAAGUCAUCAAAAAUCCAGUGGACAGAAUUGCCAUAUUGCUGUUAGAAAUACUCUGUACUGUAGUCUGCUGUAAUCCAUCAUCAUAGUUUUGUCAAUAUUACUUCGCCAUUCCUAUUAUUUAUAGUCUAUUUGACUUAUCACACCCGCUGUUACACAACCUGGAACGGGGCGGAACGAAAACUGCACUGUUCUGCCUCAAAAAGGGCAUAAGCAUGAUGUACGAACAUCAUGCAAGUCACUACUUCAUUUCUGUUUAUAAUUCUUUUGUGACCUAAUACAACUUGGUUAAUAUGUCAAAGGUCAAAGUGCCAAAAAACAAAUAUAAAAGAAAGCUUUAGAGCCGUCAACGUUUUAUUAUCUUAGCACAAAUCCCCAUCACAUCAUGUAAAGAAAAAGCUGCCAGCAAUCAGGGGUUUUAUUUAAAAGAGACAAGACAUGCAUUAUUUCCAUCAAACACUGCUGAAAACUUUAAGACAGAUUUUUUGAGUAUUUUGUGUACUGUUCAAACGGAAUUGACAUGAGGCAGAUGGAUCGAUGGCCAGAUGAUAUGUGGAUGGGAACAUUUCUGAAGGUCACUCUGGUUACACUGGCAGAAAACAAUGUUAAAGACCAACAGAAACUGGAUAGGUAGUGGUCAGCAAGUAUAUAUAUUCUAUUUCCUCAAUGUCUGGGUAAAUAGACAGUGCAAUAUUCUUAAUGUGUAUUAAUGAAUACCAGGAUUUUGCAUGCAGUAAAGAUUUUGAACCAAUUUGGUGAGGAAUUAUAACAACUCUGUGUUAUAAGGCUUUAACACCGUUAUGUUUUAUGGUAAUUCAUAUAAACUGAAGUUUGAGAUUUUUCUGCAUAUAUUAAUAUUGCCAAAUCAAGCAUGAUGUUAUUUUACAUUUCUAUUUUGAUAAUAUGAUGUCUGUUAUCGGAUUAUAUUUAUUCCAAAUACCCAAUGAUAUUUCAUCUCCGUUGUUUUCUGUAUCCAGAAGUUGAUUCUAGUGACCCUCCCCGACCUAUAGAACGUCCAGUUAGCCCCUUGAUCAAGCAACACUUGACAUUAAACAACAAGAAAUCAG